Molecule: messenger RNA, 789 nt
Organism: Cutaneotrichosporon oleaginosum
Lineage: Eukaryota; Fungi; Basidiomycota; Tremellomycetes; Trichosporonales; Trichosporonaceae
Cellular component (GO): nucleus; cytoplasm
Molecular function (GO): mRNA binding
Source: RefSeq, a predicted model, not a curated record
AUGGACCUCGACAAGCCGCUUGAAGACAUGAUUCCGAAACGUGGAGGUCGCGGAGGAGGUCGCGGUGGUGCGGAGCGCAAGCCCCGUCUUUCGCGCGACCGCCGUGAAGCUGCGCCGUACGCGCGUCCGUCCCCGCGCUCGACGGAGGACAAGUGGGUGCACGACGCGUACGAGGGCCGGGCUGGACGCGGCGGACACGACCUUCGUGACCGUCGCCCUCCAACGGAUACGCCCGUGAGCUCGUCGCCGCGGAUCGAGAUAUCGGGCUUGCACUACGAGGUCACCCCCGAGGACCUCAAGACCAUCUUUGAGCAGGCCGGCACGAUUGUGCAAGGGCCUAACAUUUCCUACGACCGCUCUGGACGUUCCACGGGAUCUGCGAUUGUCGAGUACGCGACGCCGCAGAUGGCCAAAAUCGCGAUCAACAAGUUUGACGGCGCGAUGACAAAGGGCCAGACGAUCGCGAUCAAGCUCAUCGCUCCGCCGCGCGCUCCGAAGGCUGACAAGGCUGAGUCCUCGCUCCUUGCGCGCCUCGGCGGUGGGUCCCUCAAAAGCCGGAUCGGCGGAGGUGGCGGCGUUGAGAGUGACUCGCGCUCGCGUCGCGAUGAGCGCCCGCGGGACCGUCCUCAGCGCGGCGAACGCGCCGAGCGCGGUGACCGUGGCGGAAGGGGCGGGCGUGGCCGCGGAGCUAAGCCCAGGGCGGAGCGCAGGAAGCCGGCCAACGCUGACGAUCUUGACAAGGAACUUGACGGGUUCAUGGACAAGUCGGGGGACGUCAGCAUGGCGUAG